Elgaria multicarinata webbii is the source of this 2719-nucleotide messenger RNA. RefSeq names its product chromosome 1 C1orf116 homolog (gene C1H1orf116). Gene Ontology annotation, cellular component: cytoplasm. The transcript has 4 exons. The coding region runs from base 136 to 1902 and encodes 588 amino acids. Lineage: Eukaryota; Metazoa; Chordata; Lepidosauria; Squamata; Anguidae. The record is from RefSeq and is a predicted model, not a curated record.
AGCUUCCUUGCUUUUACUUUUCUUGCUUUUACUUCUACUGACAUCCUUGGGCUGCUAAAGGAUUAUGCAAAGGGUGGAUUUUCCCUAAGAAGAGUUCUUGGGCCAUACUUACUGCUGGCUUGCCUAACUUGUGAUAUGCCUAAAAAAGAUUUCUGGGUAGGGACAGCUGACCCAGAACCCAAAGCAAUUGUUGGCAGUGCAGGCAGCCGUGACAGUAUGAUCAGUAACGAGUCCAGCACAUCCGAAAUGAGUGACAGUGGUUACGACUAUCUAUCAGUGGAGGAGAAAGAAUGUCUUAUGUUCCUUGAAGAAACAUUAGAUUCUUUGGAUACUGAAGCAGACAGCGGACUUUCCACUGAUGAGGCUGAGACUGCUGAGUCUUCAAAGCAUCCACGAACAUGGCCUACAAGAGAUGUUCCCAGAGAGCUGGCUCAUGCACAUCUUGGAAAGCAUAAAAAAAAUGAACUGAAGAGCAGCAAAUGUGUAACUGAUUCUGUUCCUGUUGUCAGUUCAAAUCCAGGCCACCAUAGCUUUCCAAGGAACAUCAGUGUAAAAAGCGCAACCCAAACAGCCAAGGUUUUCCUUGCUAAAGCAACAGAGUCGAAUGCUGGUGAUCGAAAAGCUCUUCCUCAGAUAUGUCUGACUUCAUGGGGGUCUCCUAUGCAUGAGACCCUGGACAUAUCAAAUGACCAGCCCAAGAUGAAUUCUCAGUCAAGGGCCUCUGGUUUGGAAUCUGUAGUUAUUCCACCUCCUGAACCAUUCCAGGACCAGAGGCAGAACCAUCCCAGAAGAGGACAAGAACCACCACUUCUUAACAAAGAUUACAAGAAAGAUGCUGAAAGUGGGAUAACAUCUCUCACUGAAUUUAAGAGGAAUGAUGAUGUAGCAGAGGGUUAUGAGGCUUUACUUGUCCAGCAGGAGCCUUCACCAGAGAAGAUUGAGCUAGAAGUGAGAAAAGAGGCCAUUCUGAAACCUGUGUCUCCUAAAAGUAACAAGAAGUGUUCUGAGCAAAUUAGUAGUGCUCAGGAAAAUUAUCGAAAAUCUACUACACUGGAAGAAUCUGUCAUAGAUUCAAACUUCAAGCAAGGUCCUCCCACUGCUCCCAAACCCAGAAAACUGCCACCAAAUAUUAUUCUCAAAACCAGCAAAAGUAGUGCUGUGUCACUCAAUGUUGAUCCAAAUCACAAGAUAAAAGUGCUAUCUCCAGCCAAUGGUAGACCAAGAGCUGCAACUGGUGACUCUUCCAUGGAAAAGGCUCAUUCUCUCCAAAAGGAACAGGAGAGAGCCAGGAGGGAGGCUCUUCAGAAACUGGGACUCCUACUGGAUAAAGAAAAAGAUCCAGAUGAUCACAUGACCAAAACUUCCAUUUACUCAAAACCAGCAGAGACUACCAGGACUAGCAGUAGGGAGAAUGUAAAUAUGGAUGAUAGUACUCCUGUUAAGAAACCUGACCAGCAGCAAGACCAAGUCGGUGAGAAUGCAAUCCACCCAACAGAGAUCAACAUCUCGGGUGUCAAACAGGCAAAUUUCAAAUCUGUCACACUGGAGCGUUCAGGUGUUGGUCUGAGCAGUUACAUCUCAUCUGGCAGUGAGGACCAGAAUGUUAAGAACAGUGGUUCAGUUGGCAAAAUGUCCUUUUUUGACAAAAUUACUCCAAACUUUCUCAGGAGUAGCCGACCGCGCCCAGCUUCCCUUGGCAUGGGAAAAGACUUUGUUAAUCUAAAGGAAAACAAAAUGAAUAAUGUUGAGCUGGAGAAAAAUGACAAGAGGAGAUCUUAUCCACUUCAGCACCCCUCCAAGCUGCCCAGACCACCUUGUGUCAGUGUGAAAAUCACACCUAAGGGAGCCACAGAGGAGCACAGAAGGGAAGCUCUGAAAAAACUUGGCCUAUUGAAGGAGUAAACCAAAUAGCUGGAUAAUGAGUUUGCUUGUUUGGUCCCUCUUCUUCUAAAAUGGGAGGAAUUGCAAUAUAGGUUGAGUCUGUGUUAGGCAUGCUUGAUGAGUUAACCAGCAUUGGUUUCAGCUUGUUGGCAUAAGAACUAGCAUCUCACACAGUCUUUGCUUUUAUCUCUACUUCUGUAGAGGUAAAUUAACUCUACCAUUCAAGUUAGACUCCACACCGACUAGAAAUGCACCUGCCUGUGUAGCAUAUGUUUUGUAUAUAAUGUACAAGAUAUGACUCUUCAUAUGUAAUAAAUAUGUGGUUAACUGGAAGGGGGAAAUAUUAAAUAUUCAGUUGUAAUUACUAUGGCAAACCAUGAACUCUGGAUAUACAGUGGCCUUGUAUCACGACGAUAGCCACACGGCUAGAAUGUUUUAGUCAAGAUUGAAUUGCAAUAAUGGGGCAUUUUUGGUACCUUUUUAAAUAUGUGAACUUGCUAUAAUCUGGUGUGUACACUGAAGCCAAUGAAACCGGCAGGGCUGGUAUAGCUACCUAGAUGAUUCAUGCACUGGAUAUUUAAUAUAUUGCCAAGAAUGCAUUGGGUAUGAAUCUUAAGCUUCCAUUUGUGAAAGAUGAAGUAUUUGACAGUUCAUCUACAAUGUGACUUCAAAAUGGCUGGCUAACAGUUGAUUAAAACAAAACAAAAGCACUAGAACCAAAGUUGAUUUUGUCCCACUUUAGCUUGGUGUACCUGUUUUAUGUGAACAAAUUACGGUUGUAUGUUGAUUUAAAAUCAUGCAACUUUUAAGAAUGAAAAGUGUGUGUGUGUGUGUGUGU